Anolis carolinensis (green anole) is the source of this 2013-nucleotide messenger RNA. It is a transcript of the gene hgsnat, whose product is annotated as heparan-alpha-glucosaminide N-acetyltransferase. The coding region runs from base 87 to 1946 and encodes 619 amino acids. Lineage: Eukaryota; Metazoa; Chordata; Lepidosauria; Squamata; Anolidae. Gene Ontology annotation, biological process: lysosomal transport. The transcript is spliced from 18 exons. The record is from RefSeq and is a predicted model, not a curated record. Gene Ontology annotation, cellular component: lysosomal membrane.
GGGAGGCAGGGAGGGAGGGAGGAGGAGGAGGAGGAGGAGGGAGGCCAGACUAGCGCUGGCCCGUCUCUCCUCAGCGGCGCGGGACGAUGGCGGGCGCGGGGCCUUGGGGCCACUCGGCCUCCUACCUGGCGGGGGCGCUUGUGGCUGUGCUGCUCUCGGGCCUGGCGCAGCCCCACGAUGUAUCCAGACGACCAGCCUGGGAUUUGAAAAUUGAUCAAGCCUUACUACAAGUUCAUAAUGAAUUAAUCAAUGAGAACUUGACUGUCUACUGGCUCUCAGAUUAUUGUUAUCAGUGCUUGUAUCAAGAGCUCAUUUCUGUCCCCAUGAACAGCAUUGGAACUGGCCCUGUGGAUUCUCAGCAUGCAGUCACCCUAAUAGUUAAUGGUAGUAACAGCAAACAACUUUGCAGGAUACAUUAUCAUUUUGGAGAAUUUGGAAACUAUUCUCUGAUGGUUAAGAAUCUCCACAACAACAUCUUGCAGUUUUCAUGCAAUAUCAUCAUCAAUCAAAAUCCUUUCAACAGCAAUCUUCCUAUUUUCUUUGCAUUCCUUAUCUAUGUGGUUAUUUUCAGUAUUCUGAUGUUGGGACAAUUUUGCAUGAACAUUGAACUGAUCAGGAAUUGGCUUUACAAGAAGAUGAAUCCUAGAGAAACUGAUCGACUUAUUAAUUCAGAGCUUGGAUCACCAAGUAGAGCAGAUUCCAUUGGUAGUGAUCUCCCAGCUAGUGUAUGGAGCAGUGGCCCUUCCCUACAUCGGCUUCGUUCUCUUGACACAUUCAGAGGGUUGGCCCUUAUAAUUAUGGUCUUCGUGAAUUAUGGAGGAGGAAAGUACUGGUUCUUCAAGCAUCAGAGCUGGAAUGGACUAACUGUAGCCGACCUUGUCUUUCCAUGGUUUGUGUUCAUCAUGGGCACCUCCAUUUCACUGUCUCUGAGUUCCAUGUUGCGUCGAGGGUGCUCAAAAUGGAAACUGCUUGGAAAAAUCCUGUGGAGGAGUCUCCUUCUCUUUUUGAUUGGAGUCAUCAUUGUGAACCCAAAUUACUGCCUUGGACCUUUGUCUUGGGAAAACCUGCGUAUCCCAGGGGUGCUUCAAAGACUGAGCUGUACAUACUUUGUAGUUGCUGUACUUGAGCUCCUCUUUGCCAAACCUGUGCCUGACAACAGCACUCUGGAGAUUCCAUGCCCUGCUCUCCGAGACAUUCUGCCUUAUUGGCCCCAGUGGCUUUUCAUGAUGGCACUUGAAACAGUUUGGCUUUGCCUUACCUUCCUGUUAAACGUUCCUGGAUGUCCAAAUGGUUACCUUGGCCCUGGAGGCAUAGGAGAUUUUGGAAACUAUCCUAACUGUACAGGGGGAGCAGCUGCCUAUAUUGAUCAUGUGCUCCUAGGAGAGAAACACAUCUACCAACAUCCUUCUUCUAAUGUGCUUUACCAAACUACCGUGGCCUUUGAUCCUGAAGGGAUUUUGGGAACAAUCAAUUCUGUCAUCAUGGCAUUUUUGGGACUUCAGGCUGGAAAAAUUCUCUUGUUUUACAAAGAUCAGCACAGACAAAUAAUGCUCCGCUUUUGCAUAUGGAGUGUAGUAAUGGGUGUCAUUUCUGCUGUCUUGACUGAAUGCUCCAAAGAUGAAGGCUUUAUUCCAGUGAAUAAGAAUUUGUGGUCAAUCUCAUAUGUGACAACACUGAGCAGCUUUGGCUUUGUUCUUCUGCUGUUAAUCUAUUAUCUUGUAGAUGUUAAAAAAGUAUGGUCAGGAUCUCCAUUUUUCUUUCCUGGUAUGAACUCCAUUCUCAUCUAUGUUGGCCAUGAAAUAUUUGAAAACUACUUUCCUUUUAAAUGGAAGAUGCAGGACGCACAAUCUCACAGUGAACACUUGGCUCAGAACCUCAUUGCCACCUCUCUAUGGGUUUUCAUAUCCUAUGUACUUUACCGGAAAAGAAUAUUCUGGAAAAUCUAACUCAAUGAACAAUAGGUCAAAAGAACUUGGGGCUCUGGAAUACUCCACCUUCUAAGUGUUACUUUUU